AUGUCGUUUAUGUUAACUCAUUUGGAGAAUGGCUGGCAAGUAGAUCAAGCUAUCUUGUCCGAGGAGGACAAGUUGGUGUUGAUUCGCUUUGGGCACGAUUGGGAUCCCACGUGUAUGAAGAUGGAUGAAACACUGUUUACCAUCGCCGAAAAGGUCAAGAACUUUUGUACCAUCUACUUGGUGGACAUCACGAAAGUGCCGGAUUUUAACAAGAUGUAUGAGUUGUACGACCCUUGUACGGUCAUGUUUUUCUUCCGAAACAAACACAUCAUGAUCGAUUUGGGCACUGGUAACAAUAACAAGAUCAAUUGGGCCAUGGAGGACAAGCAGGAGAUGACGGAUAUCGUGGAGACCGUUUAUCGAGGCGCCCGAAAAGGCAGAGGUCUGGUUGUGUCGCCCAAAGAUUAUUCUACGAAAUACCGGUAUUGAAACCAUGGCAUGAUCAUCCACACAAUAAAGAACAAACAACACA
Molecule: messenger RNA, 472 nt
Organism: Tigriopus californicus
Lineage: Eukaryota; Metazoa; Arthropoda; Copepoda; Harpacticoida; Harpacticidae
Gene: Dim1
Product: thioredoxin-like protein 4A
Exons: 1
Coding region: 1-429 (142 amino acids)
Biological process (GO): mRNA splicing, via spliceosome
Cellular component (GO): U4/U6 x U5 tri-snRNP complex; U5 snRNP; spliceosomal complex
Source: RefSeq, a predicted model, not a curated record